GGGCACAGGCCGCCAGCGACCCGGCCGCGGUGCGCGCGGGGCAUGAGCGCCGGCCGGCCGCCCCCCAGCCCCCGCGCGCGCCCCGGCCCAUGGGCGCAGAGGAGCCAUGGACUGCGGCCUCGUGCGGACGCUGGUGCACAGAUACUGUGCCGGCGAGGAGAGCUGGGUGGACAGCCGGACCAUCUACGUGGGACACAAGGAGCCCCCGCCCGGCGCCGAGGCCUACAUCCCGCAGAGGUAUCCGGACAACAGGAUCGUCUCCUCCAAGUACACCUUCUGGAACUUCAUACCCAAGAACUUAUUCGAGCAGUUCCGGAGAAUAGCCAACUUCUACUUCCUCAUCAUCUUUCUGGUCCAGCUGAUCAUCGACACGCCCACCAGCCCCGUGACCAGCGGCCUCCCGCUCUUCUUCGUCAUCACCGUCACCGCCAUCAAGCAGGGCUAUGAGGACUGGCUGCGGCACAAGGCAGACCGGGCCAUGAACCAGUGCCCCGUCCACUUCAUCCAGCAUGGCAAGCUGGUGCGUAAGCAGAGCCGGAAGCUGAGGGUCGGGGACGUCGUCAUGAUCAAGGAGGACGAGACUUUUCCCUGCGACCUCAUCUUCCUCUCCAGCAGCCGUGGGGACGGGACCUGCCAUGUGACCACCGCCAGCCUGGACGGAGAGUCCAGCCACAAGACGCACUACGCAGUCCCGGACACGAAGGGCUUCCACGCUGAGGAGGACAUCGAUGGGCUGCAUGCCACCAUCGAGUGUGAGCAGCCACAGCCCGACCUCUACACGUUUGUCGGCCGCAUCAACGUGUACAACGACGUCAGCGACCCUGUGGUGAGGCCUCUGGGGUCGGAGAACCUGCUUCUUCGCGGGGCCACGCUCAAGAACACCGAGAGGAUCUUUGGCGUCGCCAUCUACACGGGCAUGGAGACCAAGAUGGCCCUGAACUACCAGUCCAAGUCACAGAAGCGCUCGGCCGUGGAAAAGUCCAUGAACGUCUUCCUCAUCGUGUACCUCUGCAUCCUCAUCAGCAAGGCGCUCACCAACACCGUGCUCAAGUACGUGUGGCAGAGCAAGCCUGCCCACGACGAGCCGUGGUACAACCAGAAGACGGAGGCCGAGAGGCAGCGGAACCAGUUCCUGCAGGCCUUCACCGACUUCCUGGCCUUCAUGGUCCUCUUCAACUACAUCAUCCCCGUGUCCAUGUAUGUCACCGUGGAGAUGCAGAAGUUCCUGGGCUCGUACUUCAUCACCUGGGACCAGGACAUGCUGGACGAGGAGACGGGCGAGGGGCCACUGGUCAACACCUCGGACCUGAACGAGGAGCUGGGCCAGGUGCAGUACGUGUUCACCGACAAGACCGGCACGCUCACGGAGAACAACAUGGAGUUCCGGGAGUGCUGUGUGGAGGGCCAUGUCUACGUGCCCCACGCCAUCUGCAACGGGCAGGUGCUGCCCGACUCCUUGGGCAUCGACAUGAUCGACUCGUCCCCGAGCGCCAACGCAAAGGAGCGGGAGGAGCUGUUCUUCCGGGCCCUGUGCCUGUGCCACACCAUCCAGGUGAAGGACGAGGAGGACGUGGACGGGCCCCGCAAGUCGCCCGACUCGGCCAAGUCCUGCGUCUACAUCUCCUCCUCUCCCGACGAGGUCGCCCUGGUGGAGGGGAUCCAGCGGCUUGGCUUCACGUACCUGAGGCUGAAGGACGGGCACAUGGAAAUCCUCAACCGUGACAAUGACCUGGAGCGGUUCCAGCUGCUGGAGACGCUCAGCUUCGACUCGGUGCGGCGGAGAAUGAGCGUGAUCGUCAAGGCCGCCGCGGGAGAAAUCUAUCUCUUCUGCAAGGGGGCGGACUCUGCCAUCUUCCCCCGAGUGGUCGAAGGGAAAGUGGAUCAGAUCCGGGCGCGGGUGGAGCGCAACGCAGUGGAGGGGCUCCGGACGCUGUGUGUCGCCUACAAGAAGCUGUCCCCUGAGGAGUACGAGGGCGUAUGCGGGCUGCUGCAGGCGGCCAAGGUGGCCCUGCAGGGGCGGGAGAAGCAGCUCGCCGAGGCCUACGAGCAGAUCGAGAAGGACCUGGUGCUGCUGGGGGCCACAGCUGUCGAGGACCGGCUGCAGGACCAGGCUGCUGACACCAUCGAGGCACUGCAGAAGGCCGGCAUCAAGGUGUGGGUGCUCACGGGCGACAAGAUGGAGACGGCGGCGGCCACCUGCUACGCCUGCAAGCUCUUCCGCAGCGGCACGCAGCUGCUGGAGCUGACCACCAAGCGCGUGGAGGAGCAGGGCCUGCACGACGUGCUGCUGGAGCUCAGCAAGACGGUGCUGCGCGGGGGCGGGACGCUGCCCCGGGAGGGCUGCUCGGGGCUCUCCGCGGACCUGCAGGACUUCGGGCUCAUCAUCGACGGGGCGGCGCUCACCCUGGUGAUGAAGCCGCGGGAGGACAGCGGCUCCGCCGGGAACUACCGCGAGCUCUUCCUGGACAUCUGCCGCAACUGCAGCGCCGUGCUCUGCUGCCGGAUGGCGCCACUGCAGAAGGCUCAGAUCGUCAAGCUGAUCAAGCUGUCCAAGGAGCACCCCAUCACCCUGGCCAUCGGCGACGGGGCCAACGACGUCAGCAUGAUCCUGGAGGCCCACGUGGGCAUUGGCGUCAUCGGGAGGGAGGGCCGCCAGGCCGCCCGCAACAGCGACUACGCCGUGCCCAAGUUCAGACACCUGAGGCGGAUGCUGCUGGUGCACGGACACCUGUACUACGUGCGCAUCGCGGAGCUGGUGCAGUACUUCUUCUACAAGAACGUCUGCUUCAUCUUCCCCCAGUUCCUCUACCAGUUCUUCUGCGGCUUCUCCCAGCAGACCCUGUACGACACGGCCUACCUGACCCUCUACAACAUCAGCUUCACGUCACUCCCCAUCCUGCUGUACAGCCUGAUGGAGCAGCACGUGAGCACCGACACGCUGCAGAGGGACCCGACCCUGUACAGGGACAUCGCCAAGAACUCGCUGCUGCGCUGGCGGACCUUCAUCUACUGGACCUUCCUGGGCGUGUUUGACGCCCUGGUGUUCUUCUUUGGUGCUUACUUCAUCUUCGAACACACGACUGUGGGCAGCAACGGGCAGGUGUUCGGCCACUGGACGUUCGGGACACUGGUGUUCACCGUGAUGGUGUUCACAGUCACGCUGAAGCUGGCACUGGACACACACUACUGGACAUGGAUAAACCACUUUGUGAUCUGGGGGUCUCUGCUGUUCUACGUCGUCUUCUCCCUGCUCUGGGGAGGGAUCAUCUGGCCCUUCCUGAGCUACCAGAGGAUGUACCACGUGUUUGUCCAGAUGCUGGCCAGCGGCCCCGCCUGGCUGGCCAUCGUCCUGCUCAUCACCGUCAGCCUCCUUCCCGACGUGCUCAAGAAAGUGCUGUGCCGGCAGCUGUGGCCCAGUGCCACGGAGCGGGUGCAGACCCGGAAGCAGUGCCUUUCUGGCGAGCAGCCCGCCGUCUUUAUGCUCUCCCAGACCUCCAGCAGUCUCGCUUUCUGAGCACAGAUGAGUGGGAGACACCGAGUGCGGGCAGAGGCCGGGCCCCACAGCGACAGGCCACUGCUGAAGGACCUCCUGCGGCGGGACUAGCCGGGGGC
Sorex fumeus (smoky shrew) is the source of this 3612-nucleotide messenger RNA. It is a transcript of the gene ATP11A, whose product is annotated as ATPase phospholipid transporting 11A. Gene Ontology annotation, cellular component: plasma membrane; recycling endosome; endoplasmic reticulum. NCBI's taxonomy places the organism in Eukaryota, Metazoa, Chordata, Mammalia, Eulipotyphla, Soricidae. The record is from RefSeq and is a predicted model, not a curated record. Gene Ontology annotation, biological process: phospholipid translocation. The transcript has 30 exons. Gene Ontology annotation, molecular function: ATP hydrolysis activity; ATP binding; magnesium ion binding. The coding region runs from base 107 to 3514 and encodes 1135 amino acids.